AUGGACGCAGCUCAGGACUUUGACGAACCGUUCGACUCGUCUUCUCAGGCUUCCUCCACUCAGACCUCGACCAUCACCUGGAUAAACUGGUUCACCUCCCUACCUGGACAUGACUAUUUCUGCGAGGUCCUGGAGGACUUUAUCGAGGAUGACUUCAACCUCACAGGCCUUCAAUCGAUGGUGCCAUUCUGGAAAGAAGCACUAGAAAUGGUGCUUGAUGUUGAAGCAGAAGACGACACCGCCAAGAUACCCGACGUGACGAUAGUCGAGAACUCGGCUGAGCUAUUAUACGGCCUGGUCCAUCAACGAUUCAUCUUGACUAAGCCUGGAUUAGCAGCUAUGCUUGAAAAGUACGAGCAAGGCCACUUUGGAGCCUGUCCCCGAGUCUUCUGCCACGCGACACAUGUCCUUCCUUGCGGACGAGCAGACAUGCCCGGCGUGGACACCGUUAAGCUCUACUGCCCGAAUUGCGGCGACAUUUACUCUCCACCAAGCAGCAAAUACACUGGCAUCGAUGGCGCCUUCUUCGGCACGACCUUCUCCCCCCUCUUCUUCCAGACCUACUCGGAACUCCUCUCCGCCCCCUUCUGCCCUCAAACAUCUACCGUCUCCACCCCCAUCCCGCCAGCCUCGGCAUCCGGGCUCGACUCGCGCGAUCCAUCCCCCGUCCCCUCCAUGUCGGCGCGUCCGGGCGGAGAGACGUAUACCAACCCGGACCCGCACGGUGGGCAGAAGAGCGCGCUGGGCAAGGUGUACGCGCCGAGGAUAUAUGGGUUCAGGGUGAGCGAGCGGGCACGGAGCGGGCCGAGGAUGCGAUGGUUAAGAGAAAGACCGGCGGCGUGGGAAGAAUUGGAUUCGGUGGAUCAUCGGGGGAGGUGGGUGGGGGCAGGCGGUGUAGGGGUGAAGGAGGAGGAAGAUGUCAAGGGGGAAAAGGGACGAUUGUUUGAUGAUGACGAUGAGGUCAAGGAGGAGGACGGUGCCGAAGAGGAGGAAGAGGAAGAAGAGGAGGGUGCGAAGAUGGAGGUGGCAGAGCCGGUGAAGGAGGAGAGGAGGAUACCGUCCAUGCCGCCAAUGAAGGUGACCAAGCCAAAAGGGUCCCCAGGGGGAAGAGGGAAGGCGGGUGGGUCAAGAUAG
Molecule: messenger RNA, 1134 nt
Organism: Dioszegia hungarica
Lineage: Eukaryota; Fungi; Basidiomycota; Tremellomycetes; Tremellales; Bulleribasidiaceae
Product: casein kinase II beta chain
Exons: 7
Coding region: 1-1134 (377 amino acids)
Cellular component (GO): protein kinase CK2 complex; cytoplasm
Molecular function (GO): protein kinase regulator activity
Source: RefSeq, a predicted model, not a curated record